This is a messenger RNA of Kwoniella shivajii, 435 nucleotides long. RefSeq names its product ubiquitin-conjugating enzyme E2 4. Gene Ontology annotation, molecular function: ubiquitin conjugating enzyme activity. Gene Ontology annotation, biological process: protein polyubiquitination. The record is from RefSeq and is a predicted model, not a curated record. NCBI's taxonomy places the organism in Eukaryota, Fungi, Basidiomycota, Tremellomycetes, Tremellales, Cryptococcaceae. Gene Ontology annotation, cellular component: nucleus. The coding region runs from base 1 to 435 and encodes 144 amino acids. The transcript has 7 exons.
AUGGCUCUCAAACGAAUUAACAAGGAGUUGAUCGACUUGGGACGUGAUCCACCAUCUUCAUGUUCCGCUGGUCCUAUCAAUGACAACCUUUUCCAAUGGCAAGCUACUAUCAUGGGACCUGCCGAUUCCCCUUAUGCUGGCGGUGUCUUCUUCCUCUCUCUCACUUUCCCCACCGACUACCCCUUCAAACCUCCUAAGGUCCAAUUCACCACCAAAAUUUACCACCCCAAUAUCAAUGCCAACGGUUCCAUCUGUUUGGACAUUCUGCGAGACCAAUGGAGUCCCGCAUUGACCAUUUCAAAGGUUCUCCUUUCAAUCUGUUCAAUGUUGACUGACCCUAACCCCGAUGAUCCAUUGGUACCGGAGAUUGCUAACACCUACAAGACGGACCGACCUAGGUAUGAGGCCACAGCAAGGGAAUGGACUAGAAAGUGA